Messenger RNA from Spodoptera exigua (beet armyworm), 1135 nucleotides. The record is from the annotation of a GenBank genome assembly. NCBI's taxonomy places the organism in Eukaryota, Metazoa, Arthropoda, Insecta, Lepidoptera, Noctuidae.
CUGAUCGCGUGAUAACGUGAUAACCUCACAUUAUAUAGUAUCGCGCGCCAUGUAUGACGUGGCUCUGGUCGUCGGCGCCGGCAGUAAUCUCGGCUACCAAGUCCUCAAGAAACUCACAGAAACCUACAAUGGAAAAAUUUACUUCACCACCGAAGACGAAACCACUGGCUUCAAUAUCCUCAAAAACUUGGAGAGAGACAACCUAGAUCUGAACUUUAUACAGAUGGACGUAACCUACACGAAGAGCAUCAUCAAGCUGAGACACUACAUCCAGGACUUAGAUGAAAGAAUAGACCUGAUAAUCAACGCUACAGACUACGUUCCAGAAAAAAGGAUAUCACUCACAGAAAUUGUUCGGAGGACACUGAGCGUCAAUUUUUAUGGAUACAUCAACUUCGGUAAAUUAGUGUAUCCAAUACUGAAUGAAAACGCAAGAGUCAUUAAUGUGUCAGGUCCUGCUGGACUACUGGCUACUAUUGAAAACGAAGAAAUAAGGAGAAGGAUAAGCGAUUCUAACUUGACAGAAGAUGAGCUGGUGGCCAUCCUGCAGGAGUACGAGGAUGCUGCAAGAAGAGGCACAGAGAAGACAGAGGGGUGGGGAAUGAGCGUCCACUGUGUCAGCAAGGUCGCUUUAAAUGCUGUGACAUUCCUACAACAUAGAGAAUGGGCCAGUAAAGGUGUGACGAUUAAUUGUGUGAACCCUGGCAAUCUUAACAGCAAGGAAGGAAGGAAAACAGCCAGGGUCUACGAAGAUGGUGCCAAAGCAAUUCUGUAUUUGGCUUUUGAAGCGCCUUUGACGUUAAAAGGUAAUUUUGUUUGGAGCAAUUAUUCUGUGAUUGAGUGGAACUCUGACCCGUUUGUGGAGGUCACGACAGUGUAAAUAAGUAUUAUGUAUAUAUAUAUAUAUAUAUAUACGUGCGUAUGAGAUAAUAACAUGUUUGACAAACUCCACGACACUCGUGUGAUGAACUCAUGACUAAUUUAAGAGUUUCAGAGUUAAACAAAACUAUACCUAAAAGUGAAGUGGAUAAAGUUGAUAACAGUAUGUGUACAUAAUUUUUAAAUUAGAAAAUAGUAUUUAUUAUUGAAGAUGAAUAAUAAAAUAUAUUAAAAUUAAAGAGUAAUGUUAUUUAGU